Leguminivora glycinivorella is the source of this 924-nucleotide messenger RNA. RefSeq lists its product as uncharacterized. The transcript has a single exon. The record is from RefSeq and is a predicted model, not a curated record. Lineage: Eukaryota; Metazoa; Arthropoda; Insecta; Lepidoptera; Tortricidae. Bases 1 to 924 code for a protein of 307 amino acids.
AUGGCGACGCCGACACCGCGCAUCGGAUUAGACCCAGAGAUGUCGUUCGAGGAAACGACACUUGAUACUGAAACGCCGCCAAACUACGAGUAUGUAAACACAGAUCGUUUGCUAAGACAUACGAGUACUAUCCAAACAAAUAUUCAGCCUAUGACGAUAACGAGCGAGCAAUUCAACGAGUUCAAGGACGAAAUGAGAAAACUAAUUACUUACUUUAAUGUUUCUCAACAAAGAGAAAUAGCCGGCAUUAAAACGACUUUAAGCCAGAUUCAGCAGUCCAAUCAAAAUAUAGAAAGCUCUAUUAAUUCGCUGCAAAUACAAAAUGAGGAGUUUAGAAACCAAAUUUCACAGUUAGAAAGUCACAUGAAAGAUGAUAGAGAGUACAUUCUGUUUCUAGAAAAUAAAUUAGAGGAGAUGCAGACAGGAUGCCGAAAAACGAAUUUUGAGAUCAAAAAUGUACCUAAAAAAGAUAACGAAACAAAACAGGACCUAAUUGAAAUGGUAACUUGCCUGUCUGAGACUAUCGACUGUAAAAUUAGCAAGUCAGAUAUUAAAGAUAUAUACAGGGUGCGCGGAAAAAGGACCGAAGUUAAAAAUACGCCCAUUGUUAUUGAAACAAACUCUGUGUUGAUUAAGUCUGACUUUUGCAAGAUGGCAAAGUCUUAUAAUAUUAAAAAUAAAACGAAACUAUGCGCGAAACAUCUGGGAUUCAAAACACAAGAAGACACUCCCGUAUUCUUAUCGGAACACCUGACACCAAAAGCCUCGCGCCUACACUUUCUGGCUCGGGACCUAGCCAGAUCGAAGCACUACAAGUUCUGCUGGACCUCAUACGGCAAGGUCUACGUGCGGAAAGACGAACAAGCUCCAGUCAUAUUGAUUAGAAGCGAAGAGCAGGUUCACCGGCUCCUACAGGAAGACUGA